UUCCAAAGGUGCGUUCUUGGAUGAACGGAACGGAUCACAACUCGACCCUGUCGAGACCACGUUCGACUGAAGUCAUCACUGCAAAUGGCAUCAAUGGUACCAUUCCGAAUGGCCGGCUGCACAACGGCACCAAUGGAAUGAACGGUGUAGUCACACGCGGACCCGGUGGUUUACAUGAGGACCUAGAGUUCCCGCCCACUCCGAGAACACUGUCCAAAAAGAAGCAGAUUGUGUGGAUGAGACCGCAUGACAUGUGUGGUCGUCCUCAGUUUCGUCUAUCUGCACCGGGCACUCCACUGACGUCGCGAGAACUUCCGGAACCGGUUGGACCAGGAGAUCCUAGUUUGUUGGCAGCUCUGGGAUGUCUAUCGCAAUUGCCGAGACUGCUGGAAAGAGUUGUCCCACCGGAACAGACAUUCGAUACCUCUAAUGGCUACUGUGGAAUGUUCAAAUUCCGCUUCUGGCAGUGGGGAAAGUGGAUCGAGGUUCGAGUAGACGACCGGCUACCAACGCGAGGAGACCGACCAGCUCACAUGCACUGCUCCCAGCCGGACAUUUUCUGGGUUGCACUGCUGGAGAAAGCUUAUGCCAAAUUAUACGGAGGAUAUGCAUUUCUAAAGUUCGGAACGGUGGGCCGAGCACUGCAGGAUCUUACCGGAGCAGUUGUGCAGAGUGUUCCCCCAAGUGGACCACUGCUGGGGGGAGCUGUACCGAGAUCAACCUUAUUAGUAGCAAUUAGUGGAGUGGAGAAGGAAACCAAACGACGGCGCUCGGGACUGCUCUCGGAGCACCCAUACAGUGUAACGGGUUUGGCCCGGGUACGUGCCAACUCAUCCGAUUCUUCGCAAGCUAGCGGUCAGUCGGGUGACACUAGCUUGAUCAGAUUGCGAAGCCCGUGGAUCGGUGGUGAAUGGGGAGGAGUAUGGUGUGGAGCUUGGUCAGAGCGUAGUUGGGAAUGGAAUGCGCUCAAUGAACGAGAUCGUGAACUACUUUCAUCUAGAUCGUCGAAUGAUUGUGAGUUCUGGAUGUCGGUCAGUGAAUUUCUGUCGAGGUUUGUGGUUAUUUGGUUGGCGCACAUUGGGCCGGAUGAUUGGGCGUUGGAACCAGGUCUACACACAAGAACGCCGUGGAGAGCUGCUCUGGCAGUACGUCAAUGGCGAGCAGGAUUCAAUGCAGGGGGACCCCACAAAUUCAUCGAAACGACGGCGACUAAUCCACAGUUCAGAAUACGGGUACCAUCGGGACAUCCUGCUAAGGCACAUGUUGUCGUUGCGGUUGCUCAAAAGUACGAGUGCUACCGGAGUAGGCACUACGAAGAUGAAGAGAUAGGUUUCACGAUCUAUGAAGUACCACCAGGGAUGCAACGGGUUACACCUCAAUACGUAAGCGAGCAAAUGCCAUUGGAUUUUGCUCCCUUGUCCAAUCUGAGAGAAAUUGCUACCUUUUUUGCGCUGCCCGCCGGAGAUUUCGUAGUUAUGCCUCACUCCCAGCAACAUCGAGAGGGUCGAUUUUUGUUACGAAUUUUUGCAGACCAACACACCGAUGUUUGGGAAGUGAAUGAGGAAAAUCUGGUGAUCAAUAACAUUGCUGCCGAGUUUUGCGACGAGCGAACUAUUGAUGCUAGAAUCCUGUUCAAACUACGCACCAGAUAUCCCCACGAAAUAGACGCACCUCAACUGCAAGCGAUCCUUAAAGCACACGGCGGAAAUAAUCGCGGAUUCCGCGGCCUUGGUGGAAUCAACUGUGGCCCUUCGCUGGAACUUUGCCGUGGAAUGUUAGCUUUGCGAGAUCCUGCCCUAGGUGGCCGAUUAUCCAUCGAACACGUUCCGGCCCUGAUAGGACUGAUGCGCUUCUGGAAAGCUGCCUUCCGACGCUGUGGACCGUCGUCUUCCGGGACGGCUACCCUCAGUCGGGGCAUUUGGGCUUCCAAGGUGUCCUCGUACUGUUUAAGAGGUCUCCUAUGGGCCGGUGGAUCCACCGCUAGCAAUAAAGUACUGGAAGCGUUAGUUAGUAGAUUUACGCGAAAUCGACAGAUCACCCUCGAAGGAUACUUGCUGUCGAUGGCGCGACUUCAUUUAGCUCAUGAACGAUACCAUAGCUUGGAUGCCAAAGCGAAAGCUAGCCCUUUGUCGCUGGAAGAGAUGAUCCUGAUGACGAUUUACUCUUGAGAGCGUUUGAAAAGAUGAUAGAAUGCUAGCAGAGAACCAAAGACACCAACGUACGACGACACUACGAACUAGAGUAACCAACGACCAGCUGGGAAGCAAUGCAAUAUCUACAAAAAUACUGUAUUAGCCAACAUUGACUAUAGCUGUUCUAUUCAGAUCCACUAGUGAUAGUUUUUACUAAGCCGGAAGAUAUAUCAUACUGAACUAUAAGCUAAAAGCCUAAAAAACUGGAAUAUUCUGUUACAAGUAUCUUAGAACGGAAAGUAUUAUCAAAAAUGAAUUUCUAUGUGAGUUAACAUUAAUAAUAAUAAUUUAUAUAACGAUAGAGUAAAACUAAACUGAAAGUUAACAUUUAUUUUUAUAAAAGAGUAUAUAAUAUU
Topomyia yanbarensis is the source of this 2548-nucleotide messenger RNA. RefSeq names its product calpain-11-like. The coding region runs from base 21 to 2168 and encodes 715 amino acids. The transcript is spliced from 8 exons. The record is from RefSeq and is a predicted model, not a curated record. Gene Ontology annotation, biological process: proteolysis. Gene Ontology annotation, molecular function: calcium-dependent cysteine-type endopeptidase activity. Lineage: Eukaryota; Metazoa; Arthropoda; Insecta; Diptera; Culicidae. Gene Ontology annotation, cellular component: cytoplasm.